This is a messenger RNA of Teleopsis dalmanni, 2630 nucleotides long. It is a transcript of the gene Atac3, whose product is annotated as probable serine/threonine-protein kinase tsuA. Lineage: Eukaryota; Metazoa; Arthropoda; Insecta; Diptera; Diopsidae. Bases 173 to 2011 code for a protein of 612 amino acids. Gene Ontology annotation, biological process: positive regulation of transcription by RNA polymerase II. Gene Ontology annotation, cellular component: nucleus. The record is from RefSeq and is a predicted model, not a curated record. The transcript has 11 exons. Gene Ontology annotation, molecular function: protein binding; transcription cis-regulatory region binding.
AUUCAGUUUUGCGUUCUGUUUUCUGGUUUAUGGCAGUUUAUUGUUAACGUGUGUGCUUUUAUUAAAAAUUAAGUUGUAUUUUACUUAAAACUCUUAUUGAAAUUUAUAUCAUUGGAAAGAUAAGAAAAAUUUAAACAAUUUUGUGACGUAGACACCAAACGAUCAAACAAACAUGGUCGGUGGUGUCGGUAACAAGGUGGUGGCCACACUGCGUGCAGAUGGCAAAGUUUAUCCAGCGGAGGACAACUGUAAUCCAAUAGAAAAUCUAGUUAAUUACAAAAUCCGCACCGAAGUGGAAAUGAACAAAAGUCUGAAUACCAUUGGUAUACCGACAACAAUUGUUGAUUUAGGAAAGCAAUUACUGCAAUAUGCACGAGAUAGUGACGUUAAAGGUGUGCGUAAUAUGUUGGCUCGUGGAGCACCUUUUACAUCCGACUGGUUGGGUAUGACGGCGCUACAUUUUGCUGCUAUGAAUAAUCAAUAUGUUAUAUGUGAUAUACUGUUGAAAGGUGGCAUCAAUAAAGAUGCUAAAACAAAGGUGGAACGCACACCUUUGCACUAUGCGUGCUAUUGUGGUCAUGAACGUAUUGUUGAAUUAUUACUAUCCAAAUCAUGUUGUGUUAAUUGCAAAGAUAUGCUGCGUAUGACUCCACUUCACUGGGCUGUCGAAAAGAGAUUUAAGUCCAUUGUGACUUUAUUACUAAAAUACGAUGCUGAUGUGACACCGAUGUCUAAAUUUGGUAGAACUCCAGUCUCACUAGCUGUACUAACUGAGCAACUUGAUUUAAUAGAGGAAUUGGAAGCAGCCCGUCAAAUACAACUGACAAAAAAAUUAAGUGAGGCUCAUGAGCCAAAGGAAAUCGACAUAACGAGAAGGGAAACAUCAAAUGCUGUCAACUCGAUAACAGGAAUACAAAAUGACGAAGAGAAACCUAGCGCUAAAAUGGAAGUGGAUCCAGAAGAUGAACUGAUAAAUGCUAAUGCUGGUAUUUUUGCGGAGACUUCAAUGCCUGACUUCGAUAAUAUUAAAGAAACUGGUACACUGGACAAUUCAACAGUUAAUUUACUGAAAUGUCAUGGCAUUUCAAUGCUCAAUGACGAAGAUGAUAAUUUAAAGAAUUUAUUAAACAAUGCAUUACAGAAUGGAAGAAAAUUAAUGUUAUCAGAAGGCGGUAAAAUGUUAUUAAAUCAAACAAAAACACCACAAAAUAAUAAUAAUAUAAACAUUAAAAAUAAUAAUAAUAAUACUAAAACUAUAGCCGUAGUGAAAAGUGAAGCAGGGCAAAAUACCAACCGCCAGACCAUAACGAUUAAUCCGAAACUCAAGGACAGCUCAAUAAUAACGAAAAAAGGAGUACGCAUACUGUCUUUAAAUGAUUUUAAAAAGUUAUAUGGCAAUAAUCCAAAUGCACCGUCUUGUCAACCGAUUUCAAUAGCUCUGACAAAUGUACGUUCGAAACAUAUAUUGGAGGACAUACGGAAAAAUAAUAUUGAUCAGAAACUUUUUUUCAAUGUUAAACAAUUACAAAGUCGACAGGUUAAAAAACUGAAGCUUGAUGAAACAUGUGCAAAUGGAAUUAUUAGUACAGAAAGUCAUAUCGAAGAAGACGAAGAGCCUGCCACUAAUAUAAUAAAACUAAAUCCAAGUGAUAGCGAUGUUGAAAUAACAGAAGUUGCUGAACCAGUACCAACACCGCAGCCUGUCCGUGUAUUGCAUACGAAGCGUGUGGAACACCCUAAGCCAAUACCAAUACGUCUACCCACCACUGCGAGAAAUCAAGUACUGACGGCGAGUAGAAAUACUAUUGAAGGUCAUAGACCAUCGGCUAUUGUUCCAAUAUUAUCACAAGCAGAAAUAUGCCGACAAUUGACAGAGCUACGAAAGCAAAAUGUUGAACUGAAACGCAAAAUGGAUCUUGUGCUAAAGGAGAAUGAAGAAAUGCGGUCACGUCUAGACCGUUUAGAACAAGUGCAACUGGUUGAGAAUACUGCCGAUCUAUCCGCUAUGUAGCCGAUACCUAAUCAUUAUAAUAGUACUCGAAAAGUGUUCUUACUUGUAUAUAUAAAUAUAUAUAUAUAUCAAUCUAAUACAGUUCUUCCCAUAAGUUUUCAAACGAAUCGCAGACUUUUAGUUUAUGCUUAAGAAGUUUCGUGUUUCAUAAAUUCUGUACAUAAUUUUAAUUUUAUAAGUAAAAAUUGAAUAUAAAUUAUAUUAAUUUAAAAUUUUAACGAUUUAAUCAAAAUGAAUUUGUUCUUAAUCACUUUAAACAGUGAAUGAUUAAAAAUUACAUAUACAAUACUAAUUGUAUUUAUUAUUGUUGCUGCCCGUAUCGUUCCAAGCCGCUCUUAGGGAAAUCUUACAUGGUGCGCUUUUCUUUAUAAGUGGUGAAACAUCAAUGGGAUUGUUAAACGGCAAAACUCCAUAAAAUAAAUGUUCUGGAACCACUAUUAUAUUUUAGGCAUACUCUUAUAAUGUAAUUUAUUAUAGCCUAGAACUUAACAUUGUAUUUAAAGCAUUGAUAUAUAAGCAAGCAUUUACGUUAAUUGCUAACAAUGUAAUUUGUUGGAUUUAUUACAUAUUGAGUAUGUAUACUUUUGUAAUUGUAUUAUAAGUAAAGAUAUACUCUUCA